Molecule: messenger RNA, 963 nt
Organism: Mytilus californianus (California mussel)
Lineage: Eukaryota; Metazoa; Mollusca; Bivalvia; Mytilida; Mytilidae
Product: QRFP-like peptide receptor
Exons: 3
Coding region: 1-963 (320 amino acids)
Biological process (GO): G protein-coupled receptor signaling pathway
Cellular component (GO): membrane
Molecular function (GO): neuropeptide Y receptor activity
Source: RefSeq, a predicted model, not a curated record
AUGGACUUUUCCGACUUUGAUAGUGUUAAGCAACAUUACGAUUUAACUGAAGAGGAAAUUGCAGAAAUAUUUCAAAAUUUACAAAACAAAACAAAAAUAUUAUCCGUAUCUUCUGAUGCUGUUGCUUUCUUGGCAAUUCUGUAUGGACUUAUUUCAAUUAUUGCUGUGUUAGGAAAUGGCUUAGUGAUAUUAGUGGUGCUCACAAAAAAGAAUAUGCAAACUUUGACUAACAUAUUCAUUGCCAAUUUGGCAUGUUCAGAUGUUGCCUUAGGAACAUUUGUUAUACCAUUUCAGUUCCAAACAGCGAUUUUGCAGCGUUGGGUUGUUGCUGAUUUUAUGUGUAAUGUGGCACCUUUUGUUAAAAAUUUGUCCGUGAAUGUCAGUGUUUUAUCAUUAACUUUAAUUGCCAUUGAUAGGUAUUUGGCCGUCCUACAUCCACUUCAUGCCGGUUUUCGGAAACGAGUAGCAAUGGUCGUGUUAUUAAUAAUUUGGCUUGUUAGUACAAUAUCAGCUUUACCAGAUGCAUUAUAUUAUAAAAUUGAAAAUAUGUUUAAAAUAAUGGAAAUAGAGGAGACAAAAAAGUGCGUUGUGAAAUGGCCAUCAGAAGAUUUCCGUAUGUUCUACUGUGUAUACUUGAUUCUACUUCAAUAUCUGGUUCCAUUAAGUAUAAUAACAUUCUCAUAUAUUCGUAUUACGUGUCGUGUAUGGGGCAGUAGACCUCCAGGAAACGAAACGUGCGUACAAAGAGGUACAGCAAGGAACAACAAUAAGAAAAAGGUUGUAAAGAUGCUGAUUAUUGUGGUGUGUUUAUUUGCGUUCUGUUGGUUACCUCUUCAGAUCUACAGCAUUGUGUUUGCUGUAUAUGAUGACGAUAUAAAUCAAAUACGAACAUUGCUCUAUCUAGUAUAUAACAUUAUUGGAUCACUAAAAAAAGUUGUUAAAAAUUGCGUUCAUAUCAGAUAA